UUUAGGAAAAGAACAAAAUAAAUAAAUAAAUAAUCGUUGCUUGUCCUCGUAGAAGAAGCCCUAGAACACACCAGUCAUCUCCUCCGCGCUGAUCAUUCUCUGGUCAUCAAUCAUGGCGUUGAAUGGACCCGGUUACUCCAACCCGGCACAGAAACCGCCGAGCAAGCUCCGGUGGGGUGAGCUGGAGGAGGACGACGGCGAGGACCUCGAUUUCCUUCUGCCGCCCCGGCAAGUGAUCGGACCCGACGAGAAUGGGAUCAAGAAGGUGAUCGAGUACAAAUUCAAUGACGAAGGCAACAAGGUCAAGAUCAUCACCACCACUCGCGUCCGCAAGCUCGCCAAGGCACGCCUCAGCAAACGCGCCGUCGAGAGGCGCUCUUGGGCCAAGUUCGGCGAUGCUGUUCACGUAGAUGUUGGUAGUCGGCUCACCAUGGUCUCCACCGAGGAGAUCUUGCUCGAGCGUCCUCGCGCCCCUGGUACCAAAGAAGAAACUAAGGUUGCUGGAGACUCCCUGGCUCAGCUUGGAAAAGGUGGUGCUGUUCUCAUGGUGUGCCGGACUUGCGGCAAGAAAGGUGACCACUGGACAUCUAGAUGCCCGUACAAAGAUCUUGCACCUCAACCUGAAUCCUUUGUUGAUAAACCUGUUUCAUCGGAGACAAAUGCAACCUCCGGCACGACCAAGGGAGCUUAUGUUCCACCAAGCCUGAGGGCAGGAGCAGAAAGACCUGCUGGUGGGGGGUCCGACAUGAGGCGCAGAAAUGAAGAGAACUCAGUUCGUGUCACCAAUCUAUCAGAAGACACGCGUGAACCGGACUUGCACGAGCUGUUCCGCACAUUUGGUGCUGUGAGUCGCGUCUAUGUUGCUAUUGAUCAGAAAACUGGCAUGAGCAGAGGUUUUGGUUUUGUCAAUUUUGUUAACAAGGAAGAUGCCGAGAGGGCCAUUGCAAAGCUCAAUGGGUAUGGUUACGACAACCUCAUUCUUCGUGUUGAGUGGGCCACACCCAGAACGAAUUAGAACGCAAUUUUUUUCCUUGGGCAUGCUGAAUUAUUGAAACUUUGUUCGGGCUGGGACUCCAGGCUCCGCUGGUAUGGUUGUCUUUUUAUCCUCCCUUUUUUGUUUUUAUUUUUAUGGUGUUACAGUUUUGGAAAAAUUUGUUAUUGUUUUUUUUUUUUUUUUAUAGAUUUUAUUUCAACAUUUUGGUUAUCAUAUAUGAUGUUGGGAGUCAAAAAAUAUUUUCUGAUUCUUGUAUUAUUAAUGAUAUUGUUAUUUUUUA
Molecule: messenger RNA, 1274 nt
Organism: Camellia sinensis
Lineage: Eukaryota; Viridiplantae; Streptophyta; Magnoliopsida; Ericales; Theaceae
Cellular component (GO): cytoplasm; eukaryotic translation initiation factor 3 complex
Molecular function (GO): translation initiation factor activity; RNA binding
Source: RefSeq, a predicted model, not a curated record